This is a messenger RNA of Rubroshorea leprosula, 1906 nucleotides long. NCBI's taxonomy places the organism in Eukaryota, Viridiplantae, Streptophyta, Magnoliopsida, Malvales, Dipterocarpaceae. The record is from the annotation of a GenBank genome assembly.
CAAACCUGCUCAUUCUUGCUUUGUGUAAACAAAAACGCAGAUAUCAGAGGUUCAGGUACUCAACUUUGGUUGAAAAUGGCGAAGGGGGGAUCAUCAGCUUCAGCAGCAGCGUUGAUUCUGAAUAUCAUCAACUCUGUCUUCACCGCUUGUGGCAUAGCCAUAUCCUUGUAUGCACUCUACUGUUCGGUAGGUUUGAAAUCCGAAGUUCCACAGCAACCAUUACAUCUCCACAAUUCCUUAAAUCAGCUGUUGCUUGCGCCUGAUGCCUCCAUCCAAUUAUCCCGUAAGCCUCCUACAGCCUGGUUUAUUUAUUUUCUACUCACUGUUGCUGCGACCCUGUUCGUGAUAUCCUUUUUCGGAUAUAUUGGAUCUGUAAUGAGGAACCCCCGCUGUCUGGGCUUUUACUCAGUGUUGUUGGUGACACUCUUUUUGGCACAAUUAGGAGCAGUUGCUUCCAUGUUCUUACAACCCAUAUGGGACAAGGAUUUGUCCAAAGACAGGAGUAGCAAUCUGCAAUCUACUUCUUAUUUCCUUAAGGUCAACUGGAAAAUAAUUAGAUGGCUUAUUCUAGCUGUACCUAUUUUGGAGGUGAUUGCUUUCGUGCUAGCCUUGUACCUGCGAUCUGUGAACAAAGAUCCGCAGGGAAUUGUUGAAUACCAGAAGAUUGUUUUCCAUGAUGAUCAUAUAGCUGUGCCUGUGAAGAGAAACAUGUCAUCUACUACCGAACCUUCAACUGGCCGUCCUACCCCAUCAAUCUUCGCGAGUUCCUCCCGUUCGCAAAAUCUCCGACGAAAUCCGCUGCUGGAAUUUGAAAAAAUGGAUGGGCAAGAUUCAGGAGAUUCAAAGCAGAGCACUGCUGACAUGACAGCUUUUGUCCAGAAUCUUCUUCAACAGAUGCAAUCAAGGUUCCAAACUAUGUCUGACUCCAUUAUAACAAAGAAUAUCCUUUUUCUUAUGUCUCAUAUUAUUUACAUGUAACAUUUCACUGUUAAACAGUCCUUUACUGUUAUCUUUAUGAUUGAAUUUCUUGAAGCAAUGAAUUUUUUUAAUUCAUAUUUUAUAGCAUCUGAAAGGAGUUGUUCUGUCUUUUGUUGGGCUGUUGUGGUUGAGGGCAUUGGUGGUAUCUAGGAUUAAACUUUAAUGGAAUGCUUAUAUAUUGCAGAAAGAAAAGAGUACUUAUAUAUUAGCUUCUAUUUGUUAGACAACAUAUAGGAUUUUAGCUUACUUUUGGGGAAAAGUGCAGGAAGGGAUUGCAAUUUCCAUUUUGAAUGAGCUUCAAUCUGUUAAUGCUGUCAAAAACAAGUGGAACAAUUUCAUAUUUAUAGAAUGUGUGGUGCCAUUGAUUGGAGUAUAAAACACUUGAAAUGCUCAAUUGAUAAUCAAACAAAUUUAAUUUGGCUUUUGGUUUCCUUGACUCUGAUGCACUUGAUGAGAUGGGCGGCAGGAUAGAUGAAUUGGAGCAGAGCAUUAACGAUCUCAGAGCUGAGAUGGGUGUGGAGGGCUCACCUUCCCCACCAGUCCCGGUUAAGCCAAAGGAUGAGUCUAAGUCAACCAACGAUUCAGCUUGAGAUUAUUAACAGCAUUUGUCAAAGCUUAAAAGAACCAGGUUGCUGCUGUAUGAUUCCUUUUUCUCAUUUUGCAAAAUCAAUAGUUUUUAAUUUGUAAACAGAUUAAUAUAUUACCCAGGAUAUGAAUCAAAAGCUCUUCCAAUCACCUUUGUUUUCCGGAGAAUUUUAAGAAGCCUUUGAUGUUGCUUCCUAUUGGCAAAUGCUUAAAGGUCUGUUCCUUUUGUUAUUCAUAUAGAACUCAAAAGGUUUGUGAUUAUACUCUAUUUACUUGGUUUGCUAAGUUGGAUGCACAUUUCUGUAAUUGUUAUGAUCUCUAUUGCGUUCAAUCGUGGACCGUA